UGCGAAUAAAAAGCAGGGCCGUUCAGACUGAGCGCAUACUGUCCUGACACUAGAGCCUUCUCAUCAGGUUUAGCACUUUCUCUCGUGUCAGCUUUUCGUCUCACCCUUUUGUGAAGUCCGCGUUUCAAAGGCAGCUGGUCUUUGGAAGCAACUUGAUUCGGGAAAACCAGUCCUCGUCUGUUUCUGUCCGCGUUCCUCGCUCCGCUGAAGAUGAGCCUCUCGCGCUGUGUUCCUCUGCUGCUGUUAGUGCUCUGCGGAGCCGCAGAGUUUGCCGAAGCCUGCAGCUGCUCUCCUGAACAUCCUCAGCAGGCGUAUUGCAAUGCGGAUGUCGUCAUCAGAGCCAAAGUAGUCGGACGAAAGGAGGUGGUCACCGGCAAUGAUGUCUAUGGCUAUCCAAUCAGAAUGAUCCGAUAUGACGUCAAACAGAUAAAGAUGUUUAAGGGCCCUGAUGGUGAGAUUGAUACCAUCUUCACAGGCCCCUCCUCAGCUUUGUGCGGGGUCAAUUUUGAGAGCAAUGGCAAGAAGGAAUACCUGAUUAGUGGUAAUAUGGACUCAAAUGGCACAUUGCGUAUAAAUCUUUGCGACUACAUUGAAUCUUGGGAGUCUCUGAGUAUGACACAGAAGAAGAGCUUGGGUCAGCGCUACCAGAUGGGCUGUGAUUGCAAGGUCGUCCAGUGUUCCAUGAUUCCCUGUUCCAUUAAUGACCCCACAGAGUGUCUUUGGACUGACUGGGUGCUGGAGGGAACAGUUCAGGGGACCCAGGCUCAGCACUACACCUGCAUUAAGAGGAGCGACAACAGCUGUGCCUGGUACCGUGGAUCUGCCCCUCCUAAAAAAGAGUUCAUGGACAUCGAGGACCCAUAAGAACUCAGCUUGAUCACUCAUUCAGAAAAUCCCCCACAACACAGUUUACCUUACCUUAAACUCACACCUUAAUUCUGCAAAUGCAUUCUAAAGCUGAUGAAACCUGUCAAGAACAUGUUUGGAUCACCCCAAAUUCAAAAGAAAAAGAUAAUAUAGAUGGUAAUAUUUUUGUAUGAAUGAAUGAAUGAAUGAAUUAAAAGAAAUAAUGAAUAUUUUGCAUAAAGAAAAUAAAGUUUGAAAGAAUAUAAAAAUGCCUGUCCUCCAGAUUUUUUUAUUAUAGUGUUACGAAUAUAUAUUCUCAAUAUUGUAUUACAGUAUUUAGAUCAUAGAGAAUUACAAACAAACUAUUAUGCUGGAAAUAUAAUUUUUCUUUUGAUUUUAGGGUGAAUUAUGAUGAAGUAAUUCUGUAGCAUGACAGGAUGCAUACAUUUGGUUGCAUGUUAAUAUAUCAAGUGAAUCUUACCUCUAGUGUAUUUUUUUUUAUGACAGGCAUAAAAGUUCUCUCAAGCACUUUGAGAAGUGUUUUUGUUAUAUUUUUGCUCUCCAAUAAAGAGGAAAUUGGUUACAACAUUGUUUUUCACUUCCUCAAACACAGCUUGGGAAAAGAUUUCUUGAUCUUUUAUGUUGUCAUUAUUAUUCUUACAAUGCAAAGCAGAAAGACUGAAGUAAUGUGCCAUGAAGGAUUUAUGGGACAGAUGAUUAGAAGGCUUUGCAGACUUUGCAGUUUAUGACAAAAUUCUGUUGAAAUUGUCAUCAUAAAGAAAACAAUGCUCUUUUAUAAUUUGAGAUACACUACCAGUCAAACCUUUGGACACACUUGACUACAUUUGUGUUUCUCUGUUUAAAUUAAAUUACUUUUUAACACACACACACACAAAUAGAACAUUUUGUUACUACAUAAUCCCCAUACUUUCUUUUGUGUUAUUUCAUAGUUUUGACUUAACUAUUAUUUUAAAAUGGAGAAAAUAGUAAUACUAUAUAUAUAUAUAUAUAUAUAUAUAUAUAUAUAUAUAUAUAUAGGCCUAAUAGUCAGAAUCAGUAGGUGUGUCCAGACCUUUGCUUGAUAGUGUACAUCAAAAAGUGAAUUGAAUUCAUGGGUGUGUAAGGAAUGUAAAUCAUAAGUAAGAUGUAAAUUCUGUAUUGUACUGUGCAUGUAUCAACAUACAUAGAUCUGGCAAUGAUGUAUGUAUUUUGUAAUAUAUACAGGAUUUUCUAAUUUAUAUCAAAAUUAUCUGCUUUGAAUGUGUCCAGAAAAUAUAUGCAUUUUUUUAUUUGGUUUAAGUUGAAGUGGUUAAAUUAGUGAAUGCUCUAGACUCUGCAUUCUUCACAGAAAACUGCAUUUAUUGAGAGUUAUGUCUAGUAAGGUGUAGAAAUUGUUUUGUUUUUUUGCCCAUAAUACUUUUUGUACAUUUGUGUUCUUUUUCCCUGCAUCCUUCGACAACUUUUUUGAAGUAGUGUGAGAUUUCCAGUGCUGGAACCAUUGGGAAGACUUGUUGAGAGCUAGCCUUUGCAUGCCUUUUAAAGUUAAUUGAUACUCAUUGUUAUAACUGUUAUAGUAGCUACUCAUGAAUAAAGGAGUAGAAAUGUC
Molecule: messenger RNA, 2452 nt
Organism: Onychostoma macrolepis
Lineage: Eukaryota; Metazoa; Chordata; Actinopteri; Cypriniformes; Cyprinidae
Gene: timp2b
Product: TIMP metallopeptidase inhibitor 2b
Exons: 5
Coding region: 211-864 (217 amino acids)
Biological process (GO): negative regulation of membrane protein ectodomain proteolysis; negative regulation of endopeptidase activity
Cellular component (GO): extracellular matrix
Molecular function (GO): metalloendopeptidase inhibitor activity; protease binding
Source: RefSeq, a predicted model, not a curated record